AUGGAAGGACUGGAGGACUUGACGGUGGCUGACUUGAUUGAUCCGGACUCAAAGGACUGGAUGGUAGACUGGCUGGAAGAGUUAUUCUUUGCUGAUGAAGUUGAAAUGAUUCGUAAAAUCCCUCUCAGCUUGCGAAAUCCAGAAGACCAGUUGAUUUGGCACUUUGACAAACGUGGUUUGUACUCGGUGAAGAGUGGGUAUCAUGUAGCGAGAUGUGUUGCCUCAUUAUCCUCUCAUGUCUCUACGUCUAGUUCACAGGGAGAUAAAGACUUGUGGAGACGAGUUUGGCACGCUAGAGUACAACCAAAGGUGCGAAACUUUGUGUGGAGACUUGUCAAGAAUAUUGUGCCUACAAAGGUUAAUUUGUGUAGGAGGGUGAACUUGGAUGAUCCUCCCUUGGGCUGCGAGCUAGGAACCAUAUAUGCCAUUAAUUCCAUGAAAGAAUGGGUAUUGGAUAUGCUGGAUGUCCUAAACAAAAGCCAGGUUGACAUUUUCUUCAUGCUACUAUGGGCUAUAUGGUCUGAACGAAACAAAUUGGUCUGGAAUGGCGGUACUUUCAAUCCCAUGCACACCGUUACGUGGUCAAUGCAUUUACUGUCAGAGUACCAGCGUUGUCAUCCUGAGAAAAGCUCACACAAGAGCCCUAGAGGAGCUACAGCUAAAUGGGUGUUUCCUCCGCGUGGGAGACUUAAAAUAAAUGUUGAUGGUGCCUACAAGAGUAAUGCAGGGAGUGGAGGAAUAGGGGUAGUAGUCCGGGAUGAUAUGGGUAUUUUCCGAGGGGCUUGGUCCAGAAAGAUACCUUAUAUGUGCUCGGCUUUCCAUGGCGAAGCGGAGGCCUGUAGGGCUGGAUUGCUUAUGGCAAUACAUCAAGGUUGGAAGCAGGUGGAACUGGAAACCGACUGCGCUAUCCUAGUUACUGCCCUUAACCAGCAAAUGGAGGAUAACUCUGAGGUUAGUCGGAUUCUCGAUGAUUGUAAGAAUUAUUUACAUGAUUUUGAUUGGAUUAGAGUUCGACAUGUGUAUCGUGAAGCAAAUAGUGUGGCGAAUAGGUUGGCACACUUUGCUAGUCUAGAUCAUGUUGUGGAUCUUUGUUUAGAUGAGGCUCCUGCUUUUAUACAGGACGUUCUCUAUGAGGAUAAUUGUAACGCAACUAUGCUUGCUCGGGGUUCCGAUAAUUGUUAG
Messenger RNA from Rosa rugosa (rugosa rose), 1182 nucleotides. RefSeq lists its product as uncharacterized. Lineage: Eukaryota; Viridiplantae; Streptophyta; Magnoliopsida; Rosales; Rosaceae. Gene Ontology annotation, molecular function: RNA-DNA hybrid ribonuclease activity; nucleic acid binding. Bases 1 to 1182 code for a protein of 393 amino acids. The record is from RefSeq and is a predicted model, not a curated record. The transcript is spliced from 3 exons.